AUGUCGCCUCCAAGCUCCUGGUUCACCGAAGGUCAUAUGUGCCAAGCCAUCCAGGUGGGCAACGUUAUCAGCCUUUCCCACCCAAAGCCAAGCAAGUGGAGGAUUCUCGAAGUCCUUCGUGAACACGACUACCAGAAGUACGAAACUGCCAAAGAUCCCUCUUACGCCUCUGUCCAACUAUCGUCGGAGGCUCUAGAAGACUUUCAACAUGCACACACACCUCCCCUCCUUGGCUAUCUUGAGGAUCAACAGGACCGCUUUGGGCCAGUUCCCGGCGGCUUUAUCACAUACUACGCUUGGGAGGCUAUGCCUGGAAUACGCCUUGGGGAUUACACUGGGAAGGCUACUCGGUUCUGGACCUUAGAUAAGAAGGAGCGAGAGGAAAUCCGCGUUGCUUUCCGGCAGAUCUACUUGGAAAUUACAUCAAUGGGUAUCUGGCCGGAUUCUGCUGCCGCUACGAAUCUAGUGUGGAACUCGGAGACUAAAUCCCUUACCUGGGUAGGGUUCUGGAAUUGUAGGGCCGCCCAGCCACAGCCCUGGAAAGAUUGGCGAUUAGCACUCUUCGAUUUCGUCAAAUCACCCGAUAAUUCAUGGACUGAUCCAGAUUGGAAUGGCGAUACUUCCAAGUGGGAAUACUAG
Molecule: messenger RNA, 639 nt
Organism: Penicillium daleae
Lineage: Eukaryota; Fungi; Ascomycota; Eurotiomycetes; Eurotiales; Aspergillaceae
Exons: 5
Coding region: 1-639 (212 amino acids)
Source: RefSeq, a predicted model, not a curated record